Messenger RNA from Trematomus bernacchii (emerald rockcod), 524 nucleotides. RefSeq names its product histone H2B 1.2-like. The record is from RefSeq and is a predicted model, not a curated record. Gene Ontology annotation, molecular function: protein heterodimerization activity; DNA binding; structural constituent of chromatin. Lineage: Eukaryota; Metazoa; Chordata; Actinopteri; Perciformes; Nototheniidae. The transcript has a single exon. Gene Ontology annotation, cellular component: nucleosome. The coding region runs from base 16 to 396 and encodes 126 amino acids.
CCUCACUCUCUAAUCAUGCCUGCCGACGCACCCCCCGUUAAAGCGGCCAAGAAGGGCUCAAAGAAAGCCGUCGCUAAGAGCGUCAGCAAGACUGGAAAGAAGAGGAGAAAGUCCAGGAAGGAGAGCUACGCCAUCUACGUCUACAAGGUGAUGAAGCAGGUCCACCCCGACACCGGCAUCUCCUCCAAGGCCAUGGGCAUCAUGAACUGCUUCGUGAGCGACAUCUUUGAGCGCAUCGCAGGUGAGGCCUCUCGUCUGGCUCACUACAACAAGCGCCGCACCAUCACCUCCAGGGAGAUCCAGACCGCUGUCCGCCUGCUGCUGCCCGGAGAGCUGGCUAAACACGCCGUGUCUGAGGGCACCAAGGCCGUGACCAAGUACACCAGCUCCAAGUAAACUGCUGCUGAUAUACCAACAACACAAAGGCUCUUUUAAGAGCCACCCACUACAUCUAUAGACGUGUUCCUCUGAAUAAGUGCACGCACGAUCCAUUUUGGGGAAUCUUCCGCAUGCCUUUUGGCGAA